GGCUGACAUGCGGGCUCAGGCAGUGCGGCGCACGUGUGUAUCGCUAACACAAACAUAACCUCUUGAAAGCGUCUCAAAUGUGCGUUGACAACAGUAAAACAAUACAACUUUUUGAACAUUUAGACGUUACGUAGUGUAGUUUUUUGUAAAUUGUUUAAACAAAACUCAAAAAAUGUUACGAAGGCAGGCUCGACUAAGGAGAGAAUACCUCUACAGAAAGAAUAUACAAGAUAAGCAGAAAACUAUCCAGGAAAAGAAGGACAAAAUCAAGAGGAGUCUUGAAGAAAAUAUACCUAUUCAUCCAGAUCUGAGAAAAGAUGCCUUGCAUCUUCAACGAAAAGCAGAAUGGGAAGAUGCAGGUCCAGAACUUGCGGUCGCCCAGGGAACAGAAAUGGGCGGUGCAUGUGGAACUAACGAAGAUGAUGAAUACAGAUGGGCUGGUGUAGAAGACCCUAAGAUCGUCAUCACAACAUCUAGAGAUCCUAGUUCAAGGCUGAAAAUGUUUGUCAAAGAAUUACGACUUAUAUUUCCCAACUCGCAGAGAAUGAAUCGUGGUAACUAUGAGAUGAAGCAACUUAUACAUGCCUGUAGAGCCAACGACGUUACAGACUUUAUCAUCGUCCACGAGCACAGAGGAGUACCAGACUCUCUUGUCAUUUGUCAUCUUCCUUAUGGACCCACAGCUUAUUUUACUAUGUCAGACGUCAUUAUGAGGCAUGACAUUCCUGACAUUGGUACAAUGUCCGAACAGUAUCCUCAUCUGGUCUUUCACAAUUUCAAAACCAAGAUUGGUUUGCGUGCGAUGAGCAUUUUGAAAUAUUUGUUCCCAGUACCUAAGGAAGACAGUAAGAGAGUUAUCACGUUUGCUAAUCACGAUGAUUAUAUUUCGUUCCGACACCAUACAUAUAAGAAAGUCAAUGGGCGUGACAUUGAACUGUCGGAAGUUGGACCAAGGUUUCAAUUGAAACUCUACGAGAUAAAACUAGGAACGCUAGAUGCAGCAGCUGCUGCAGAUACAGAAUGGGCUCUUAGACCUUACAUGAACACCAGUCAUAAGAGAAGGUUUUUCUCUGAUGAUGACGGAUGGCAACAAGAAGAUGAUAUAGAAUAAUUAGUUGUAAAUACGUUUAUUGAAUAAAUUUAUAAUUUGAAUAAAAA
Nasonia vitripennis (jewel wasp) is the source of this 1158-nucleotide messenger RNA. RefSeq names its product U3 small nucleolar ribonucleoprotein protein IMP4. Lineage: Eukaryota; Metazoa; Arthropoda; Insecta; Hymenoptera; Pteromalidae. Gene Ontology annotation, biological process: rRNA processing. The record is from RefSeq and is a predicted model, not a curated record. The transcript has a single exon. Gene Ontology annotation, cellular component: small-subunit processome; nucleolus; Mpp10 complex. The coding region runs from base 173 to 1111 and encodes 312 amino acids. Gene Ontology annotation, molecular function: snoRNA binding; rRNA primary transcript binding.